This is a messenger RNA of Parnassius apollo (apollo), 711 nucleotides long. NCBI's taxonomy places the organism in Eukaryota, Metazoa, Arthropoda, Insecta, Lepidoptera, Papilionidae. The record is from the annotation of a GenBank genome assembly.
AUGCGUACAACGGGGCGUCUGGAUAAAGAAAAACUGAACCAGCCAGUGCAUCGGCGAUCAGUGAAAGCCGACCGAGUCAGACAUGCAGACACCAAACAUUCAAGAGUACGACUUGACAGCUAUACUUCCACUGCACAUGUUUGUACGAUAGCACAGAUAUUGCCACUCUUUAUAUUGAGGCGUAAACGAUAUACGCACAAAUCAGUUAGCGACUCCGACCGCAAUAUAAAAUAUGUAAGCAGGAACGAGCCCUCGUUAUCAGGCGCGCAAGAGCCUAAUCACUUUCAUUGCAACCCUGCAAGGAGGUCGGCGCGGCUAUCACAGCCAGUCGGGCUCGCGCAGUGGGUGCGCGCAGGCGUGCGCCGCUCCGCUCGCCAGCUGAAAUCAGCUACCGUUACUUAUCGCCAUCCGCUAGCCACUCGCCACCGCCACGACCCGGCCGCAGCCGGGAAUGGAGACCUGCUGCGCCAUCACAGCUGCCGAGGACCUUGUGGGCGACCAGAUUGUCCCGGGCGGCGGCCGUUGGGGCGCACCACACACCACCGGCAUCCUCGACUCCUGGUUUCAGAUGCAGGCAAAUUCCUACAUGUAAUAUCUAAGAUAGAAAGUAAAUAUCUAAGAUUUCGACAGACGAUAUUUCGGGCUAGUGUUACGAUAAAUAUUGUAAACAGGGCUAAACAAGCAGAAAUAAAGCUAAAUCGGCAACAAUGA